Messenger RNA from Morchella importuna, 426 nucleotides. RefSeq lists its product as uncharacterized. Gene Ontology annotation, molecular function: structural constituent of chromatin; protein heterodimerization activity; DNA binding. Lineage: Eukaryota; Fungi; Ascomycota; Pezizomycetes; Pezizales; Morchellaceae. The transcript has 3 exons. The record is from RefSeq and is a predicted model, not a curated record. Bases 1 to 426 code for a protein of 141 amino acids. Gene Ontology annotation, cellular component: nucleosome.
AUGUCUGGUGGUAAAGGAAAGUCACAUGGGGGCAAGGCCGGGCCUAAAGGUGGAGAUGCAUCUAGACAGCAGGUCUCUCAUUCUGCAAAAGCGGGGUUGCAGUUCCCUUGUGGUCGUGUCAAGCGUUUCCUCAAAAACAACACCCAGAACAAGAUGCGCGUCGGAGCUAAAGCUGCUGUCUACGUCACUGCGGUUCUGGAAUAUCUCACUGCCGAAGUUCUCGAGCUCGCUGGAAAUGCUGCCAAAGACUUGAAGGUCAAGCGUAUAACCCCACGCCAUCUACAACUCGCAAUUCGUGGAGACGAAGAGCUCGAUACCCUCAUCCGCGCGACAAUCGCCUUCGGGGGUGUUCUACCACACAUCAAUCGUGCUCUACUGUUGAAGGUGGAAAAGAAGAAGAAGGCUGGCGAGAAAACUGGUUUGUAA